Molecule: messenger RNA, 435 nt
Organism: Phytomonas sp. Hart1
Lineage: Eukaryota; Euglenozoa; Kinetoplastea; Trypanosomatida; Trypanosomatidae
Source: the annotation of a GenBank genome assembly
ACAUAUUUCAUCGAAGCCAAAUGAAGAAGCACAUUGAGAGAUCGUUCAAACGAUAUCUGCAUGCCCCUAGCGAAGGUAAUGUGUGGGGACGGGAUAGCUGAGCUCCAGGAGUGCGGAUCAACCGAGGCAUAGAGCCCGAUAAUGAUAAACGGAUCAAAAAGAUGGCUGAAAUGGCCGAGCAAAACACUGCAUUGUCUUGGAAGGGGGUCUGCGGGCCGGGGAUCCCCCUGUUUCCGUUCCAUGCCCGCGCUGCUAUCCCUUCUGCAAACAAGAAGGCUUUUGCCAAGGCAGUAAGUUGCCAAUGGUAGUAGAAUCAAUUCCUCAGAUGAACACGUCUCUUCCUAUGCGUCAGGAUAGCGAUAGGGCGUCGGCGUAUUUACCGCUGGUACAUAGCUAAAUCAGCUGCAGUUGAAUUCCCAUGAACAUUUGUGUCUA